AGUAAUCGAUCUGUGUGCUGUGAAGAUAUUUGUAUGGAUAAUAGAGGUUUGCAUUUUUUUGCACUGCUGCCAUUCAAAUAUUUAGUAAAAGCACUUGGCAAAUGCUAAUGAAUUUAUUUCCCACAACAGAAGCACAGACAUGACAGCCAACGUUUUUCAAAUUUAAGUAUUUAAAAUUAGACACCAAAGUGUUUUCAGAACCCGUAAUAAAAACGAUUGAAUUUUUACACCUGUGGAAUCUCUCAGUCACAUUCAGGGAGUCAGUAAAUUGUGCCUUGGUUCUGGGACAGCAGCAGCCGAUGCUGAGUCACUGUGGUGGCCACUAAGAGUUUUGAAACCAGUUUCAGUGGGAGUUUUGCAACUGAUCUCUGAGGUCUGGGCCUUUCAUUACUGAUUAACUGCUCUGACUGAACUGACCUGGAUACACAACAUGCACAACAGCACUGCUGAAACUCCGCAUACAACUGGAACCUGUAAUGUGACUUUGUCCACACGGCCACUGAGCCCCCAGUUUUCACUGGGUGUGCUGGUGCUGCUGGCUUUCCUCAUGGUAUUGCUAACUCUGGUCACCAUCCUCGGAAACAUUUUGGUGGUUCUUGCUUUCAUCAUGGACAGAAACCUCAGGCAUCGGAGUAACUAUUACUUUCUCAAUCUUGCUCUUUCUGACUUUGCAGUGGGUGCGUUCUGUAUGCCUCUGUACAUCCCUUAUGCUCUGACAGGGACGUGGCACUUGGGAAGAGGCAUGUGCAAGUUCUGGCUAGUUAUGGACUAUCUCGUAUGCACAGCUUCAGUGUUCAGCAUCGUCCUUAUCAGCUACGACCGUUUCCUGUCAGUUACAAAAGCUGUAUCUUACAGAGCUCAGCAAGGAAUAACGUCCAACCCUAUCAUCAAGAUGGUUGCUGUCUGGGUCUUUGCUUUCCUCCUCUACUGCCCAGCAGUCCUUUUGUGGGAGCAUGUGGUUGGCCACAGUGUGGUAGCAGUGGAUCAGUGCUAUGCCGAGUUCUUUGAGAACUGGUACUUCCUCCUGUGUGCAUCCACACUGGAGUUCUUUGUGCCACUGCUUUCGGUGACCUACUUCAAUGUGCAUAUCUUCCACAACAUCCAGAAGCGCCAGCGAUGUGGCAGCGUGCAGGACUGUGAGUCUCCAAGGAGCAGCAAGUUGUCCUGGAGAUUUUGCCUCUUGCUAAGACCAGGAAUAUCUUCUUCAUUGGAAGCAGAAGACAGUGUUUCAUCAUUAACGAGGUCAUGGAGACCACCAGUGAUGGUUAGCUGUCCAUCUCCAACACAAACCAAUCCCAGGACUCUCAAAAAGGAAUAUUCUUUUUCUCUCCGUUCAAGGACAGGAUCAAAACUGCAGCGAGACAGGAAAAUAGCGAAGUCACUUGCUGUAAUUGUAUGUGUCUUUGCCAUUUGCUGGGCCCCAUACACUUUACUAAUGAUUAUUCGUGGGGCCUGCCAAGGAAAGUGCAUCCAUAACUCCCUGUAUGAAAUAACCUUUUGGCUUUUGUGGAUCAAUUCCUCUUUGAACCCGUUUCUUUACCCUCUCUGUCAUAUGAGGUUUCAAAUGGCUUUCAUGAAAAUAUUAUGUCCCAAAAAGUUUGCAACAUUGACAUCACGUAACACACCUGGGUUUUAGAGAUUUAAAAUAAAUGACUUACAGAUAAGAGAUUCUUCUCUUAUUUGGUGCUGUAUUUUCAUGUGUAUCUCCAACAGAAAUAGAGAAAAAGCUUUUGUUUACUAAUGGCAUUGGGUAAGAGUGCUGCAGCAGCAUAUAUUUGCCCUGAUUUUGCUAGUUUUCAGGGUUUUGGUUUUGUUGGUAUGAUGCCAGGUUAAACAUCACCUAGUGCAAUUAGAAGAAUAACAAGUUUGGUGGGAUGUCCUUCAUGGUUGGUGGGUUUGAGAUACUUUUUUUCUUUCUACUUUUUUUUACUAUUUUUUUUUUAAUAUAGAGCUGAUACUAUGAAAGAACUCCUCUAUAGAUACCGCUAUAGAGUUUCAUUGGAGGGAUAUACCUGCUCGUGUACAUGUUGAGUUAAAAUUUGCAUCCUAUUUGUGAACUUACAGCUCUCAGUGAAGAUGCAGUUCUGCAAAGUUUUAGAAAAGUGGUAUAAAUGUUCACAGGAGCAGUAUAAUUUUGUUUUGUAAACUGUUACGAAAACAAGAUAGUGCCAUGUAGUUGUUGUAAUUCCCAGAGUGAGAAAUAUGUAAGCGAAUGGACUGCCUAAUCCAGCAUAGCUGUCCUUUUCUGAUUUUAAUAUAGUUUAAUAUACCUGGUGUUGCAGGACACGGUACACAUAAGUUAGUAAUUCUGCAUGAUUUUCAAGAAUGAAAGUUCCCAUGGUAAUGGAAUUUUGAGGUUCGUUGUCAAAAUUGUCACAGACAUGAAUAGUUGUUAUUCUUUUCACAUGAACUCUCUUUUUUCCUGAGAGUGGCUGCCUCUUUGGUCAUGCUUGAAUGAUAUUUAGUGCCGAAUUUGUGCAUUAUUUGAUUGCCUAAAAGAGAGGCCAGGUUUGGGCACAUGAUCACACCCCUGUUGAAUUAGCAGAGCAAGCAAUACAAAGUUCAUGCUGGAUUUUUGAUUUUGGCUGGCUGUGCAAGAAUAGACAAUACUCUCUCAGAUGUAAAGCUUUGCAAUUGCAAAGAUAUUCCAUCAAAAUGUCUGGAACAAAUUUGAUCUGACAGAAUGAUUUUCGUACUAGAUCAGUUCUUUGUGUCCUGUUACUGUUACGUGAUACGGAUUUUCUCUGCCACUGAACCAGUAUCAAACUGGAUUUUUUUCUGUCACUGAACAAGGGCCGUGUUCACUGCUUGAGAUAGAGAUUCGCAGAGGUCUAUCUGAAAGCUGACAUAGAGGUGUCUUGAGCAGCUAUUAAUAAACAGUGCGGGUGAACAUGUGGUGCUGAAGGGAGUGGGUGAAGGCAAUGGAGCUCAGUUAUAACUCAUUCCAUUUGCCGUACUUUCUUGCCUUGUGUAAGGUGUUGCAACUCACCCAGAAGGCUUUCAUGGAUAGGUAAGUGGGAGUCACUGGUUAAAUGUUUUUUCCUCUCCUUUUAUGUAAUUUUCUUUCUUCUUUGUAUAUAUAUGGAAACGUAUGAAAUGCGGAAAGAGAAAUCUGAUGCACAAGACAGUGAAGAACAAUAGUCAAUUUAAUAAUACUUUUUAUCUGAUUUGAAAUCGGCUGUAGAAGUGUUGCAAAAGCAGAAUACUCCUUUGUAAGCACAAAUCAAAUACAAGUAAACAGCUUAAUCAUAGCACAAAUCUGAUGGCUUGGAGGACCUAAAAUAUCAGUCUGUUCAGUAGUCUGGAACCAAAAACUUCUCUUGCCAGUUUUCAUGCUUGUGGAAGACUGUCUUUCACCACUCAUUUUCCUUAUGCUACCUUGCCUUGCAUGGGUAGUGUUACGGAUUGUGAGCCCCAUUGCUAAGACUCAUAUAGCUUUAGGAAGAGGUCAUUGAUUUGGCACAACAGUUUUCACUGUCAUGAGCUAGGGUGAUGGCGUAGAUUUCAUGUUGUUCGUUUUUCUCUGAGGCUUAAAAAACUGAACACACAUACAUGUUUAAAUAGUUAUAGAAUAGCUAGUGUACUAAAUAAACAUCUUUUAAACAGAGGAACUGCAGGUAGGCCCAAAAUGGGAAAGCAUUUGAGUUGUCUGCUUUUCUAUUCCUGUGGUUUUAGUAUUAAAAUUCAGUGUACAUUUUGUGAUUAAAGAAUGUGUUAUUUACUUUGCAAAAAUGACUUACAAAAAUUCUGACUAGAUAAACUGUAUCCACAUGUUGCAGUAAUGGAAAACUAGAGCCUGUCUGGGACCACAAUGCACAGCAAACUUGAAGCCACAAAAGGCUACUAGAGAUCAGUGUUCUUGAUGUUUUCUAUAACACACAUACAGUGUUGGAAUUGUUUUGUCACACCACUCCUGUAUAUUUUAAUAAUUUGUUUUAUUUUUCUAAAAGCUGAAUUUUUUUGCUUAUGCUCCUAGGGUAAGUAAAGCACUUGCUGUGCUCAUUGCGUUAAAGCUGUCUUGGUCAAAGUGGCAUUCCAAGUCUUCUCCUUCCUAUUGGAAACUUUGCAGGGUUAUGGUAAGAUAUUUAUUCAGUAUUUGUUCUUGGGUGUACCUUUCAUGCUGCAACACAAAUGGGCUUUGCUUGACAAAGUGAUUUCUAAGCCAGGUUUCUCUAUCAACUCAAUCAUCCUUUUCAUUAUUUCAUGUCCCUGAAUUUUCUUCUGUCUUUGUAGAUGUCCAGUAGGGCUUGUAAAUACAUGAUGACAAUAGGCAUAUGAUUCAAUGAGGUUCAACUCAAACCACAACAGUAUGUUUCUAA
Molecule: messenger RNA, 4319 nt
Organism: Cuculus canorus (common cuckoo)
Lineage: Eukaryota; Metazoa; Chordata; Aves; Cuculiformes; Cuculidae
Product: histamine H3 receptor
Exons: 4
Coding region: 431-1636 (401 amino acids)
Biological process (GO): adenylate cyclase-activating adrenergic receptor signaling pathway
Cellular component (GO): membrane
Molecular function (GO): histamine receptor activity
Source: RefSeq, a predicted model, not a curated record